This is a messenger RNA of Oncorhynchus mykiss (rainbow trout), 1509 nucleotides long. The record is from RefSeq and is a predicted model, not a curated record. NCBI's taxonomy places the organism in Eukaryota, Metazoa, Chordata, Actinopteri, Salmoniformes, Salmonidae.
AUGUAUGAUGAUGCCUACGGUUUCCAUGGCAUCAAAGUGGGAAUUGUGGAGGCAGAAUUUGGGCUGUCUGCCUCCUCACAUGGCCGUCAAAGGACACAAGCAGGCCACACCAACCGCUGGCAGCUGCGCCACCCCCUUGGCAGUGAUCUGCUGGGGCAAGCACAAGCUGAGAGAACCAUGAGAGUGGCCCUCAACACAUCACUCAGGACCAUAAGGACAGCUGACUCUCCACAGCCCUGCACUCAUGAUGAGCCCCCCCUGCCACGGCUUACCCUCCUAGCGAGCACCAGCCUGCCCAGAAGCCCCAGACGCUGUGUGCCAAGUCAUCCCAGCAAGGCUACACCAGAGGACCUGUUCUACCUCCUGUCCCGCAGUGUUGUCCAUUACAACCAACCAGACGUGGUGCUGGAGUGCCUGGGAAGCCAGUGGGAGCUGCACUGCCCUAAUCUCACCAAGUCAGGCACCCUAAGCAACCUCUACAUGUCAACCAGACAGCAGAGGGCAAGGAGCCUUCAGGACAGAGCAGGAAGUGGUAAGAAUGGGAAAGACAAGGCAUACAGCCGACCUGGCAGCAGCAACUCCAGCAGAGACAAACAGAAUGGGAAGAAACCCGCAGGCCCCCUGGUCCUCCAACUCUCUGUGAAAGAAGCCACCGUCACCAAAGAGGCCCUCUCCUUUGCCCUCAGGACCCUCUAUAACCCAGAGGCAUGUCCUGAACACUGGGGAGAGGGGGUGCUCUCUACCGCCGCCCUGCUGGGCCUGCCACACCUUUUCCAGAGGGUCUUUGCUGCCUGUGAGUACCAGCUCCUGAAGACAGUGCUAUACUGGGUAUUCCUACAGUUCAACCCUGCAGCUCAGAUCCUUCCCUCUCAUAGGUUCAUUAUGACCUUCUUCUCCAGUUGGCCAAGGGCUGGCGUCUUCUUGGAACAGCCUGUGGGACAGAGGUUCACCGUUCUCUUCCGGGCCCUUCGCUUACAUGGCAUCACUCAGCGAGCCCAUCUAGAGGAGAUGCAGCAGAUCCAUGUCUUUCCUCAGUCCUGGCUGCUCCUCAUCUUCUCCAAGCACUACUACACUCUCCACAGUGGAGGAGACAUGCAAGUAACAGAUUUCUCCCAACAAGCAGUGCGCUUCGGCAUGGUCAUUGAGAGGGAGCCUCAAUACUGCACGCGAACCAUUGGACUGUAUGGCUUCUACUUCCUGCUUAAAGCAGCCAGCAUGGGAGAGCUGGACUCACAUGGCUUCUUUCUGCAGAGACUGAGACACUGGGACCCUGCCAUGUCUGUGCGGGCGUGUGAGAGGCAUCCUUUCAGUAUGAUGACAGAGCGGGCCUUGUCCUAUCAGAUCAACGUGCAGGCCCAUGUGCACGGCCAGUGGCAGGAGUUCAACAGUGGUCCCAUCAACCAGGAGUUUGGCCUGACCAAACGCACCUGCAAGAGCCAGGUGUUUAAAGUGAGGGGCCUCAGCUUGCCCAUCUUUGUGACCUUUGCCCUGGCCUUCGCUGCAGUCUGA